UCCGGGCGCCGCGGCCGCCAUCUUGCUCGCGCGGAAGCUCCGCGGCUGGGUGGGAGUCCCGGAGCCGGCGCGUCGCGGUCGGUGCGGCCGCCGCUAUGCCGUCGUCGCCGCUGCGGGUGGCGGUGGUGUGCUCGAGCAACCAGAACCGGAGCAUGGAGGCGCACAACAUCCUCAGCAAACGGGGAUUCAGUGUCCGGUCCUUUGGAACAGGAACCCACGUGAAGCUCCCAGGACCAGCACCGGACAAGCCGAAUGUUUAUGAUUUCAAAACUACAUACGACCAGAUGUACAAUGAUCUCCUUAGGAAGGACAAAGAACUCUAUACGCAGAACGGCAUUUUACAUAUGUUGGACAGAAACAAGAGAAUCAAGCCCCGGCCAGAAAGGUUCCAGAACUGCAGAGACCUGUUCGAUCUGAUCCUCACCUGCGAAGAGAGGGUGUACGACCAGGUGGUGGAGGAUCUGAACUCCAGAGAGCAGGAGACCUGCCAGCCGGUGCACGUGAUCAACGUGGACAUCCAGGAUAACCACGAAGAGGCCACGCUGGGGGCGUUCCUCAUCUGCGAGCUGUGCCAGUGUAUUCAGCACACAGAGGACAUGGAGAACGAGAUCGACGAGCUGCUACAGGAAUUCGAGGAGAAGAGCGGCCGAGCCUUCCUGCACACGGUCUGCUUCUACUGAGCCGCCCGCCCUCCUGAAGCCGACUUUCUGAGCUUCCUUUUGUUAAUACUUUUCCUCCCUGAUACCUGUUUUUACUUUAAGGUGUUCUGCUGGCGGACAGCAGCAGUGCCCAAUGAACUGUACAUACAAAAUGAGAAGAUACACAGACACCAGAUUAAACCAAAUUCUUUUCUUUCCCGCUUCUCCUUAUGAGUGGGAUGUCAAUUAGGAAGUUUUCUUUCUUUAACCAAAAACGUAAACAACGGUUUAUAGUACAUUUUCCCCAUACAUUUGUGGCUCUCGUUGUGGUUCCUCCCCUGUGCCCCCCAGACUUGCUGGAAUGUGCAGAUAACCUGAAUGAAGCCGCGCACUGUCUCACUAGCAGAGAACCUGCAAUCGUCCAAUAAAUAGAUGCUGCUGCCUUU
Messenger RNA from Panthera uncia (snow leopard), 1084 nucleotides. It is a transcript of the gene SSU72, whose product is annotated as SSU72 homolog, RNA polymerase II CTD phosphatase. Bases 96 to 680 code for a protein of 194 amino acids. The record is from RefSeq and is a predicted model, not a curated record. The transcript has 5 exons. NCBI's taxonomy places the organism in Eukaryota, Metazoa, Chordata, Mammalia, Carnivora, Felidae. Gene Ontology annotation, molecular function: RNA polymerase II CTD heptapeptide repeat phosphatase activity. Gene Ontology annotation, biological process: termination of RNA polymerase II transcription. Gene Ontology annotation, cellular component: nucleus; mRNA cleavage and polyadenylation specificity factor complex.